AUGGCUUCUCUAGGGACUACUCUGCCGCUAUGGCGGAGACUUGCCCCACAUCUGGCGAAAGAUGUGUUUACCUGUCGACAAUGCCUCCGCAACCAGGGUGUUGCGGCCAAGUCGAUCCGUCGUUUCGGCGCCAUGCCUUCUCGCCAGCCCACCAAGACCCAAUCAACCCUGUUGAACAACAAGAACCGCCAAUUCUUCACCUCUAGCAUUCAGAGAUCUGCCGCGGCGCAGGCCGCAGCACAGGUUAUCCAAGGGGGAGCCGAAGGCGCCAAACGCAGCUUCCCCAAGAUCAGCGAUAAGGCCGUCGCCUACUGGCUUCUCGGCAGCGCGGCCAGUGUUUUCGGAAUCGUGGUUUUCGGUGGGUUGACACGGUUAACCGAAUCAGGAUUGAGUAUCACCGAAUGGCGACCUGUGACCGGCUCCCUCCCUCCUAUGAACGCGGAACAUUGGGAAUCUGAGUUCGCAAAAUACCGUGCAUCCCCUGAAUUCCAACUGUUGAACCCGAACAUGACCCUCUCCGAAUUCAAAUCGAUCUACUAUAUGGAAUGGAUUCACCGACUCUGGGGACGAUUCGUUGGAAUGUCCUUUGUCAUCCCGGCUGUAUACUUCGUCGCACGCAAGAAGGUCUCCACGCCCAUGGCGUGGCGUCUGUUUGGUAUUGCUGGUCUCAUUGGCUUCCAGGGCUUCUUGGGUUGGUGGAUGGUCAAGUCUGGUUUGAAGGAUGAUCUAUUUGCUCCGGGCAGUCACCCCCGAGUGAGUCAGUACCGUCUGACUGCUCACUUGGGCGCUGCUUUCACUUGCUACGUUGCUAUGCUGUGGAACGGUCUUGCUAUCCUGCGCUCUCACCGCUUGAUGGCUGAUGCCACCGCUGGUAUUGACGAGCUGGCUGCUCUGCGUUCUGGGAAACUGGCCUUUUUCCGCCGCUCCGUUGCCGGUAUUGCUCUCUUGGUCUUCACUACUGUUAUCUCUGGUGGUCUCGUCGCUGGCCUGGAUGCCGGGCUUAUCUACAACGAGUUCCCAUAUAUGGGCAAUGGAUUUGCUCCGCCAAAGGAGGAGCUGUUCGACGCUCGCUACUCCCGGCACGAGGACCGCUCCGAUCUCUGGUGGCGCAACAUGCUUGAGAACCCCUCUCUUGUUCAGCUUGACCACCGCAUGCUCGCCAUGACCACCUUUACCUCCAUUGUGGCCUUGUUGGCUUACACCCGUAUCGCUCCCUCCAUGAAGCGUCACCUGCCUGCUGCCGCCAGAAAGGGUGUCCACGGUGUGUUCGCCUUUGCCUGUUGCCAGGUUGGCCUUGGUAUCUCCACUCUCCUCUACCUCGUCCCCACUCCUCUUGCGUCCGCCCACCAGGCUGGCAGUUUGUUCCUCCUCACCUGGGUUAUUGUGCUGGGUAGCCGUGUCUGGCACCCGUCUCGCACCGCCAAGUUGGUGAAGAUGGCAGCCGAGAUGGCCAAGAAGAAGACAACCAAUGCUCCUUCUUUCACUGCGAGAAAGGUUUAA
Molecule: messenger RNA, 1500 nt
Organism: Penicillium antarcticum
Lineage: Eukaryota; Fungi; Ascomycota; Eurotiomycetes; Eurotiales; Aspergillaceae
Gene: cox15
Product: cytochrome c oxidase assembly protein cox15
Exons: 2
Coding region: 1-1500 (499 amino acids)
Biological process (GO): heme A biosynthetic process
Cellular component (GO): mitochondrial inner membrane
Molecular function (GO): oxidoreductase activity, acting on NAD(P)H, heme protein as acceptor
Source: RefSeq, a predicted model, not a curated record